CCACAGUCAGUGUUGAAAGUUGAAGGAGGUGGUCUGAAGGUAACUCGUAAUUCUUCCCACUUUAAGAAGCUUGACCGAGACCAUGCAGACCCAGUAUCAGCUGACACCAGCUCAAGUGCAGACCCAGUAUCAGUUGACACAAACUCAAGUGCAGACCCAGUAUCAGUUGACACCAAAUCAAGUGCAGAACCAGUGUCAAUUGACACCAACUCAAGUGCAGGCCCAGUAUCACCUGACACCAACUCAAGUGCAGACCCAGUAUCAGUUGACACCAACUCAAGUGCAGACGCAGUAUCAGUUGACACCAACUCAAGUGCAGACCCAGUAUCAGUUGACAUCAACUCAAGUGCAGACGCAGGAACAGUUGACACCAACUCAAGUGCAGUCCCAGAGUAUCACCUGACACCAACUCAAGUGCAGACCCAGUAUCAGUUGACACCAACUCAAGUGCAGACGCAGGAUCAGUUGACACCAACUCAAGUGCAGACCUAGUAUCAGUUGACACCAACGCAAGUGCAGACCCAGUAUCAGUUGACACCAACUCAAGUGCAGACCCAGUAUCAGUUGACACCAACUCGAGUGCAGAGCCAGUAUCAGUUGACACCAACUCACGUGCAGAACCAUUGUCAAUUGACACCAACUCAAGUGCAGACCCAGUAUCAGUUGAUAUCAACUCAAGUGCAGACCCAGUAUCAGUUGACACCAACUCAAAAGCAGACCCAGUAUCAGUUGACAUCAACUCGUGUGUAGACGCAGGAUCAGUUGGCACCAACUCAAGUGCAGACCCAGGGUAA
Molecule: messenger RNA, 794 nt
Organism: Porites lobata
Lineage: Eukaryota; Metazoa; Cnidaria; Anthozoa; Scleractinia; Poritidae
Source: the annotation of a GenBank genome assembly